This is a messenger RNA of Diaporthe amygdali, 1068 nucleotides long. RefSeq lists its product as uncharacterized. The record is from RefSeq and is a predicted model, not a curated record. The transcript is spliced from 5 exons. NCBI's taxonomy places the organism in Eukaryota, Fungi, Ascomycota, Sordariomycetes, Diaporthales, Diaporthaceae. Bases 1 to 1068 code for a protein of 355 amino acids.
AUGCGAUCGAGAAGUUUGGUUCUCUUGGCAACUGUCUUGCACAUAUCACACGCCUUGUCGCGUCCUAACAACCUCGGCGCGAAGCUGAGAACGUUGGAUCCCAGCUCUAGUCAGCUGCCUCCCUGUGCGGCACCAUGCUUCGCCACUGGGAUUUCCGAGUCACCAUGUACAUCAACCAACAUCACAUGCAUUUGCCUCCACACCGCCUCCAUAUCCGCCGCUAUGGCACCUUGCCUACUCGCGAGUUGUCCGACAAUUGACCAACUCCACACUCACAGAUACGUUGCGGUGGUAUGUGACGCACCGGUUCGAGAUGAUUCAUCAUGGAUGAUUAUUUCUAUUUGGACCUUGUUCUCGUUUGCCUUCACCUCUGUUGUCCUUCGUUUCAUUUCACGAACUCCCUACUUUGGCGUGCGCUUGGGUUGGGACGACUGGACAAUACUCGUUCUUCUUGUGCUUCAAAUACCACUCAACAUCACAGUUCAUUACUGUGUCCGAAAUGGCUUUGGUCAAGAUAUUUGGAUGCUGGAGGAGUACCAAAUUGUCGCAAUCUUCAAGGCCUAUUACAGCCCGAACCUCCAAAUGACUUUCAAGAAGAAGCUAGUGGUUGCUUUCAUUUUUCUGGCAGGUUUCGUUGUCACGGGCAUCAGCAUUGCGCGCUUCGUAGUCUUCAAACAGACCGACCAAGCAAAUUUCACAUUGACCGUUAACGCCAAGGAAAAGGUAUGCGCAUCAGUGCCCGCAGUUGUCUCCUUGAUCCGCUGGCUCAACGGGAAGAGGAAUACCACCAAAGACUCAUAUGGAACUCCUGGGGGUUCAACGGCGAUCGGGCCAAGCUUCAACUCAGACAGAAAGAAGGGCUCACGAGACCGAUGGCACGGAUUCACAGAUGUUUUCUCGACCAAUGACGAAUUCGAGCUGCUGGAGGACUCCAUUGCCGAGGAAUCAAGCCCGCAGACUUCGAGUCACAACAGGCACUCACGAUCUUCAGACCAAGCAACAGACCACGGGCCUCAAUUGGAUAAUGAAACUCCAUUUUACGGAGUAUAUCCUGGGAGGACAAUGUAA